Chara braunii is the source of this 1294-nucleotide messenger RNA. The record is from the annotation of a GenBank genome assembly. Lineage: Eukaryota; Viridiplantae; Streptophyta; Charophyceae; Charales; Characeae.
GGUUGUGCACUAAUCACCAUGGUUGACACCCGUAGUGGGAAGAGUACUAGCCCCUAUACCCAAGCUCAACAAGAGCAGAUGGCCGCCUUAGUGAAAGAGAAUAGAGAGAUGAAAGAGCUCCUGAAGCAAGCGAAAUUGGAAGCAGUCGCAGAGGAGUAGGCGGCGAAAAUGAAGAAGUUGGAGGAGGAGAUCGAGGAGAAGAAAAAGGCUGCCGAGGAAGAAGCGGCGGCAGACGAAGCAGAAGAGAGAAGACGCAGGGAAGCAAAAGGGGAGAGUAGUGGCACUACGAAUGAGGAUGCAGAGAUGGAGAAGAAGAUCAGUGAGUGGAUAGCCAAUUUAUCGUUGGGGGAAGAUGAGGAGGCACCGUUGUAUGUGCCACAGGAGGAGAAGGAGGCGUUUGCCAGGGCACUAGCAACGAUUGAGGACCCCCUGGAACGACAAGAGACAGAGGAGGAGAAAAAGUUGGAGUGGAAGUUGAGAAUGAAGAGGGAAAAGACGAGAAGGAGGGAGGAAGUUAAUCGGUUGACCGCAGAGGUGGAGAAGGUGAGAGCCUGUAGGCAAGAAGUGCAGGCGCAGGCACAUGUCUUUGCCAAAAUGGACAAGAUGCUGGGGUAUCUAGAGGUAUUGAGUUGUGCACUAAUCAACAUGGUUGACACCCGUGGUGGGAAGCGCACUAGCCCCUAUACCCAGGCUCAACAAGAGCAGAUGGCCACCUUAGUGAAAGAGAAUAGAGAGAGGAAAGAGCUCAUGAAGCAAGCGAAAUUGAAAGCAGUGGCUGAGGAGCAGGCGGCAAAAAUGAAGAAGUUGGAGGAGGAGAUCGAGGAGAAGAAAAAGGCUGCCGAGGAAGAAGCGGCAGCAGAGGAAGCAGAAGAGAGAAGAUGCAGGGAAGCAAAAGGGGAGAGUAGUGGCACGACGAAUGAGGAUGCAGAGAUGGAGAAGAAGAUCAGCGAGUGGAUAGCCAAUUUAUCGUUGGGGGAAGAUGAGGAGGCAYAGUUGUAUGUGCCACAGGMGGAMRAGGMGRCGUUUGCMAGGGCACUAGCAACGAUUGAGGACUCCCUGGAACGACAAGAGACAGAGGAGGAGAAGAAGUUGGAGUGGAAGUUGAGAAUGAAGAGGGAGAAGAAGAGAAGGAGGGAGGAAGUUAAUCGGUUGACUGUAGAGGUGGAGAAGGUGAGAGCCUGUAGGCAAGAAGUGCAGGCGCAGGCAGAUGUUUCUGCCAAAAUGGACAAGAUGCUAGGGUAUCUAGAGGUAUUGAGUGAGGCCUAGCUGGAGGAACGCCAAGCCAACUGGUGUC